GCCACAACUGUUUCUGGGGUAAUUCUCCUUGUGAGACUUCCGGUGGAAAUGAGGCGCUAGCAGCAUUAGCUCCCAAGCUACCUUCUGUUUAUCGUCGUUUUAAAGACGUUUUCUGCUGUGUGAGUUGAAUAUUUCAGUGUCUGUAGUAUCAACGUCUUAGGUUAAUCACCAGAGAGAAUCCAUCCGCCCAGAACCGCCAGCAGCAUCGUUCCUGUAAGAGCAAGCGGAGAUUUUCUGAGGUGGACGGACAGGAAAUGCUGCAACACUGAUGUUUGGGAAAAACGUAAAAAGAUCUUCCACUGCAUCAUGUCUGUCGCUACCUGUGAAGAACUUCCUGAUCGCGUUCUGAUGACUGGAGACAGAAACUCCAUUCCUGACGAGACGCCAAACAAUUUGCAAAUAAAGGAGGAACAGGAAGAAGCAGAACCACAGCAGGCGAGUGAGCCAAACAAGGAACCAGAACCUCAGCUUGAGAAAGUAGAACAUGUUGAAGUGUGGGUCUUUCAGGACAAACAGCUUUCAGUGCAGCAGCAGACCAGCGCCUCUACGGUGACUCCAGCUUAUGGGGAAACGAUCCACAACCAACCACAACAGCUGCAGAUUAUAAAGGAGGAAACAGAAUCUGUGGAGAUUAAAGCAGAACCGGAGGAUUUCUACAACAGCCAGGAUGAAGGUCUACUUGAGGUGAAGCAGGAGCCUGAAACCUCGAUGGUGACUCCAGCUCAUGACAGCACUGAUCCAGAACCAAGCUCCAACCAGCCGGUCCCACUGAACUCCCCUGCAGAACUGAACCCACAGCAGCAAGGAAGCGACCAGAACACAUAUUGUUGUGACAUGUGUGAAAAAUCUUUCACAGCUCGUAAGAAUUGGAUUUAUCACCUUAAAACCCAUAAAGAGGAGAAGCCUUUCCUAUGUCUGACUUGUGGAAAAGGUUUCAUUUGGAAAUCGGCUUUAACGCUACACCUUAGAACGCACACAGAUGAGAAACCGUAUCCCUGUGAACUGUGUGACAAAUCUUUCAGUAAAAAGAGUUAUUUGGCUCGUCACAUAAGGGUUCACGGGGAUGAAAGGCCGUUUCCUUGUGACUUAUGUGGGAGAACAUUUAGACACAGUAGCAAUCUGGCCCAUCACCGUAAAGCUCAUACAGCUGACAAACCUUAUUCCUGCCACUUCUGUGACAAACAGUUCAGCGAACAUAGUAGCUUGGCCAACCACCUUACGACUCACACAGACGAGAAACCUUACCCCUGUGAACUGUGUCACAAAUCUUUUAAUAAAAGGAGUUAUUUGGCUCGUCACAUCAGGAUUCAUGGGGAUGAGAGGCCGUUUCCUUGUGACUUCUGUGGCAGAACCUUUAGACACAGUAGCAAUCUGGCCCAUCACCGGAGAGCUCACACGGGUAAAAAGGUUUAUUUUUGUGACUUGUGUGACAAACCUUUUAGCAAACAUAGCAGUUUGGCCGAUCACCUUAAAACUCACACUGAUGAGAAGCUGUAUUCUUGUGAACUGUGUGAUAAAUCUUUCAGUAAAAAGAGGUAUUUGACUCGUCACAGAAGGAUUCACGGAGAUGAGAGGCCGUUUCCUUGUGACUUUUGCGGUAAAACCUUUAAACACAGCAGUAAUCUGGCUCGUCAUCAUAAAGCUCAUACAGCUGACAAGCAUUAUUCUUGUGACCUGUGUGAGAAACAUUUUAUUGACCACAGUAGUUUGGCUGAUCACCUUAGAACUCACACAGAGAUGGAGAAUCCCUGUGAUCUGUGUGAUAAAUCCUUCAGUAAAAGGAGCUACUUGGCUCGACACAGAAGGAUUCACUGGGAUCAGACGCCUUUUUCUUGUGACCUGUGUGACAAACAUUUUAUCAACCAGAGUAGUUUGGCUUGUCACCUUAGAACUCACACAGACAAGAAACCGCAUCCUUGUGAACUGUGUGAUAAAUCCUUCAGUAAAAGGAGCUACUUGGCUCGACACAGAAGGAUUCACUGGGAUGAGAGGCCAUUUUGUUGUGACUUCUGUGGUAGAACCUUUAAGCACAGCAGUAAUUUGGCUCGUCACCGCAGAGCUCACACAGGUGAGCCUCUCAGCAACCCCAGUUGUUUGGCUCUUCUCAAGAAGACUCACAAAGAUAAAAGGCCUUCUUCCUGUAAAUUGUGCAAAAAAUCUUUUAGAAAAAAUAUUGAUUUGAUUCGUCACCUUCACAGUCACACAAGUGAGAAGCCAUGUUCUUUGUAGGAAAGAGUCCAGGCCUUUCUUUCCUUGUGACCAACAUUUUGUCGACUGUAGUAAAAACACAAGAGGAGACUUUGGCCCCGAAACCUUCAGAUUUAAACUAAACUGGUGUCAAACGUUUGUGCCGCUAUCAUUUUAAAGAUGUGAAUAAACUUUUCCAGAGGUCUUCAAAGGUCAGCCAGCCCUAUGAUGACCUCUGGAAACUUUUAUUAAUAUCUUUAAAAUAUAGCAGCACAAACAAUGUAGCUUGGAUUUAAUUUAAUUUAAUCUGAAGAAGUUGAGAGAGCAACUUCCCUCAGGUAAAGAACCAAAACAUGAUUCUUGUAAAUUAUGCAAGAAAUCUUUCUCCCAAAUGAUGGACUUCAAACAAACAAGCCGUUGUUGUUCCUGGUGAUAAAAUCUUUGGAGGCACCGCGAAGGUUAAGAGGGUUAAGAAGCCUCAAGGUUAUUCAGUUUACUUUAUAAGGUAGCAACUUACAGCAUAUGUAGAGCAGAAACCAGAUAUUCAUAUUCAAGAUGCACAAACAUUUAAUGUUGCUGAAGUUCAAGCAGACCAAGUGUCUCUUGUUUUGGGUCCAUUAGAAUCGGCUCAGACUGAGGCGCUGCAGAACCUGGUGUCAUGAAAAGUGUCCCGUACCGACAUGGGCUGAGCGAAAAACAAAGACUGGUCCGGAUAACAAAGUGCCUCAUCGAUACCUGAUCAGAGCGUUUGGACUGGAGACGUCCAGCUUAGUGAUGUUAGUCUGUUGGGCUAAAACUCUCCACCACUGUCUCUGUUGUAAAUUCCCUCCUUUAGUUUUACCAACACUGUGUUUAAAUGUUUGUUUUCAGCUAGAGAAUGGUUACUGCACUGAUCAGCUAAAGCAUUAAUUAUAAAGUUGUGAUAAAUAACAUCAACCAUGUUUUAUCUUUUCCACUCAGAUCAUCUUCCACUUGCUGCAGGAAAUAAAAUGUUUCCUUCUGCCAAACCAGCAGGAGGUUAAAUACAUUUUAAUGAUUCAUUAAAAUCAGGUCUGUUGCUCCAGCCUGAAUGAAUCCGUUCCUGAAUCAUGUAAAUCAACUAAUACUGUUUUUUAAUCCUGAUGCUGUGUUUCAUUCUGAGUUUUUUAUGCAAAGUAUUAACAUUUGGCAAAGUUUUGUCUUAAUAAAGUUUUACUUUGUUCAC
Molecule: messenger RNA, 3391 nt
Organism: Poecilia latipinna (sailfin molly)
Lineage: Eukaryota; Metazoa; Chordata; Actinopteri; Cyprinodontiformes; Poeciliidae
Product: zinc finger protein 883-like
Exons: 3
Coding region: 307-2229 (640 amino acids)
Biological process (GO): regulation of transcription by RNA polymerase II
Cellular component (GO): nucleus
Molecular function (GO): DNA-binding transcription activator activity, RNA polymerase II-specific; RNA polymerase II cis-regulatory region sequence-specific DNA binding
Source: RefSeq, a predicted model, not a curated record